Molecule: messenger RNA, 2923 nt
Organism: Notechis scutatus (mainland tiger snake)
Lineage: Eukaryota; Metazoa; Chordata; Lepidosauria; Squamata; Elapidae
Gene: ARL9
Product: ARF like GTPase 9
Molecular function (GO): GTPase activity; GTP binding
Source: RefSeq, a predicted model, not a curated record
GAGCUCCAACGAGAAGGGGCGGGCCUUGGAAUCGGCCUCCGCCUCAGCACCGGGGUGAGGGAGCGAAGGAAACGUCGCCGAUCUUGUUGCGUCCCGUCCCGCCCGAGCUCUUUUCUUCGGGGGAGGGAGGGGUCAUGGCGGGCAGCCUGAGGCAAUUCGCCUUCGUGGGCACUGCGGUUGCCGUCACCGGUGGGGUCGCCUACGCUCUUUGGCGCAAUUACCAAUCCUCCCAAGAGCCUCCGGGACGCGAAGAUCAGCAGUCUCGGCUCCGGCUCGGGGUGCAAGAAGGGGACACAGGCCCGCCGGCGGCACAGGAUAAACCAUCUAACAAGCAAAUCUUGGUUCUAGGCUUAGAUGGGGCUGGAAAAACCAGUGUUCUCUAUUCACUAGCAACUAACCACGUAAAGCGCAACACAGUUCCCACCAAAGGUUUCAAUGCAGUGUGUGUAAACACAGAAGAAACAAAGAUGGAAUUCCUGGAAAUUGGGGGCAGUGAGUCUUUAAGAGAGUAUUGGAAGAUGUAUAUGCCGAGAGUCCUGCUACUGAUCUAUGUUGUAGACUCAGCAGAUCACGAACGUUUCCCAGUUGCAAAAACACUUCUUCAUCAGUUGGUCCAGAAUAAUUCUACAUUGCCAGUAAUGAUUCUAGCCAAUAAGCAGGAUCUUGCAGGCGCAUGUUGUAUUACAGACAUUCAUGACGCUUUGGCUUUAUCUGAAAUUGGAGAUGAAAGGAAGAUAUUUCUGAUUGGUACACAUGUGGCAAAGGAGGGCUUAGAGAUCUCUUCCAGCUUGAAAGAUACCCGGGAACUGAUUACGCAGCUGGUGUCAGAAAUUCUGUGAUAAUGAGAUGGAACGGAAUGCCAUAAUAGGACAUGCAGCAGGAACUAUGAAUAGCAUCUCUUCAAAUCCUGGUGCCAAUCAAACCCCAGAUACAGAAUUGCUAUGAACAUGAUUUUGAAAUGGAAAGAAAUUGUGUUUUGUUUAGAAGUGCUUUAGCAGAAAAGAAGGCCAGUACGCACUGAGAGCCCAACAUUUCUACAUAUAAUAUGUAUUUCUCUGAAACAUUUCUUUUUCUAGGUUGUUUCAUAUUUGAUCACUCCUUCAAUUUAAAUGAUAUUUCUGUGUCAGCUUUCCUUUUUUUAAAAAAAAAAAACCUAUUGUGUAGACUUCAGAGGAGGCCAAAGUUGUUAGCCUGGCUAAAUACUGAUUUUCUCUUAUAUACAGGGCAUAGAGAAAAGAUUAUACCUUAUGAGUGUUUUAGGGACUAGAUCAGGGGUCUUCAAACUUGACAGCUUUAAGACUUGUGGACUUCAACACCCAGAAUCCCUCCUCCAGUCAUGUUAGCUCAGGAAUUCUGGGAGUUGGAAGUCCACGUCUUGAACUUGCUAAGUUUGAAGACCCUUGGAUUAGAUAUUUCAUGUUAAAAUAACUGUAGGGGGUAUAAAUUAUUUUCUUACUUGAGAAAAAUUUAAUGGAAAACAUAUAUAAGAGUAUACCUAUUCCUGAUCUUCCCUUGAGACUCUCCAAGGAAGAAUAAUUAAGCAGAACUACUCUACAGUUUUCUUAGUAUUAGCUCAGUGUUGUUCAUUAACAGUAUUGCUGAAUUCAAUCCUGGAAUUUAAAAAAAAUAUGAUAUAGUAUUGAUACUUUGGACGUUGAUGUUCGAUGAGACAUCUGGAAAUACGAUUAGACAAGAAAACAAAUUAAUACAGAAUUACAGAAAAAAUCUAGAGCCCUCACUUGAGGCACAAAUUACCAAAUUCAAAUUAUAUUUUAAGCAUAAGAUGGACCAUUGAGAAGUCUAUAAUGCUGGCAAAUGUUGAAGAAAAAAGAAGAGGAUAAUUGGCAGCAAAGAUGAUGGACUUGAUUACAAAAGUAAAUGGGGCAUCAUUGGAAGAUCUUAAUGUUAGGGGCAGAAAACAUCCUGGAUAAGGCCAAGGUCCAUAAAAACAUCUUAAUCUCCACUAAAUUGCAUGCUCACAUUUCAUCAGCUUUAGUGUGUGUUCAGUUAGCAUCUCCGCUCUAUCAAUUUCCUCUCUAAUAUUUAUUUACUGUUUAAUCCCUCAAAGUUGUAUUUUUUCAAAUCAAGAGAAAUGAGCCCUUCUUUAAAACUGGCUUUUCAAUCAAAUGAUCAAGUUCCAAGGCCAGUAUUAGUAGGAGAUUUUAAUGGUAGCAUAGUAGCUAAUAAUGUGCCUGUGCUCCAGCAUUUUAAUAUCCCGGACUUCUGCCUAAUUGGGUUGGUUCAUUGGAAAUCUAAAGAUAAAAAACAUUGAUAUGGGGAAUGGGUGAGAAUUGAUAUAAUUAGUAGAGUGGAAUUUGCUUCAGUUGGUAAAAUUUGCCCUGAAGGUCUUCAGGUGAUAGGGUAAAUUCACCUUUUGGGACUCCAGAGGAACUUCUGUUGUAGAAUACAUGCUGAUUUCUGAAGAUUCUGUCUGUUACUGUUCAAUUUUAGUAUUAACUUCCACCUUGAUAGUAAACACUUAUCAUUAAUAGAGUCCUUUUCCUUGACUCUAGAAAAUGAGGACAACUGCCCCUUAAUCUUGCCUCAUCUGCUUUGUUGCUCAUCUGAUAGAUACCAGCCAAUACUGUGUAGUAUAGUGUUUCUCAAAGUGAUUCUCUCAGGAGUCUGCAAAAUCAAAAUUAUGUGCCAGCUUAUGUUGAAAAACAACACACUAUUAAAAUGCCAUCAAAUGAAAAGCAGUAAGAGUAGCACUGUAUUAAUUUUUAAUACAGUAGAUGUUGAUAAAUGUAACUUGUGCAAAUAACAGCUAUUUGGGGGUUCUCUUAAGUUUUAAAAGUGGGAAGGAAUCCCGGAAAGAAAAGUAAGAAACAUUACUAAAAUGCUGCAACCUAAUUUCUUAAAUCAUAGGUCAACCAUUUAAAACAAAUCAUUGGUACAAUCAAUGAUACUUCUAACAUUUUUU